GUAAAUACAUUCCCAGCGACUGCUGUGGGAGGAGAAUUAAUGAACCAUUAUCUUUUUUUUUUUUCUCCUGAGCUGCAAGUUGUCCCUACCUCCCAUUCCUCUCCUCUAAAAUCAAGCUUCUGGGUAGAGAUGCUAGACAUACACGAGCCACCAGUGUACCAGAUGCUUAGCCCCACAUAAAUGUGGGCCUUGCUGAGCCUCGCAGGGCUCAUCACAGCAUCCCUCCCCACCGAUCCAUGCACUGCCUGGUGAAGGAAUGGCAUGGUGCCACCUCCAACUUGUUCCUGCAGGAACAGGAGGAGGUGAUACCUCCAGUAGAUUGGUGACUCCACUCUGAGAGCUGCUGACAGCACUGUGAUGACAGGACAUAGGGCGACACUGGGGAAUUGAUGCGGCUCCUGCCCACCUCAGCUGCAUUCAUUUGGAUGCUCGCAUGCUUUAUAUUUGGGCUCCUUGCUUUCCUUGCCUUACCAUUGUCCAUGACUUUUACAGGAAUGAAGUUUUUGGAAGAUUGCCCAGUUCAGCCACUAAUUCCAUUAUAUCUGUUGGUGGGUGGCGUGAUUGGCAGCUUAAAGGUGACUCUGCUGCUGUACGACUCAACCAGGAUGAGGCAACUGCUUUCCAAGUCUGUUGUAAUUGAUGAUGAUGAUGAUGACGAAUACCCCUGGAGGCAGAACGCUCACAAGUACUACAUCCAUCUAACCCUCAGCCUCUUCCUCUUCCUCUGGUUCAUUCUUGGGAACUACUGGGUGUUUUCAGUGUACCUGCCAAAUUUCAUCCCACCUUUCCACCAGCCACAGGAUUACUGCGACAAAACCCUGUACAUUUUUGCUGUUGGUGUUCUCAUUAUUAGCCAUACUGUUCUCUUCCUCCUCAUCUUUUGUAGCUGUUGCAUAUAUUUUUUUUCCAGGCAAAGAUACUCUUCAGAGGAAGACUAAAUGCCACAUAAAUAAAGCUCCAGAUGUUUAGGAAAGGGUGUGCAAUGAAAAGGCAAUAACUCACCCUAAUGUGUAUCUUUGUCGUACUGUACAUACGUAUGUUAGCAGUCAACUGCAAGAGGAAAUUGCAAAUCACAUUCCAGUGCCAUUUGGAAAUAGCUAAACUAGAAUACAGCUUACUCAAUGUGAAAUUGCUGCUACAGAUGCCAGGGUGCAGUCUUGCUAACUUCUGUAACCCUUUUUUAACUCUUGGAUUUUCUAUUUGGAGUGUCAAAUUCUUUAGUAAGCUCUUGCAUAUGACAAACUCCUCUAAAACCAGGCUCCUUUUGUUAUUUCAGCUUAGUACAUAUUUGCCUGUAAAAGUAGCCAUGUUAUACCCUUUACUGGGACCUGAACACCUCUGUAGCCUUGCUGAGGUAUGCUACUGUCCCUGCAUUAAAGACGCAGGAGCCGAGGCAACAAAAGAUACAGGGCUGCAUUCAGACUGCUUUGACUUUGGACUUUGACAGUGACUUAGAUGCUCAUCAGAAAGCUACCCAGGGCACUGUUAGACCAGCCAGUUAAGUAUCUGGGAUAGCAGUCUGAGCAUGUAUAAAAGGCAGCUUGAGUAUGGCCCCAAGAUCUCUCCUGAACUUGGACUAGAAAGCAUCUGUAUCUAUCUUUGGUGCUAAAACAGUCUCCAUAUAUACAUGUAUAUCCAUGCAUCUAAACUAAGCCAAGGCCACGAGGAGAUGAGCUAGCUACUGAGCGACAGAUUCAGCGCUUUAACCAGGACACAGCAGUUCCCAGCCUGGGGAGACUCAUUUCUUCACUUUUUGUUUAACAUUAAUUUGUCAGUACCACACCAAGAUGCUUGUCAAACCACGGUCAUUAAGUUCACAUCGAAAUUGAUGAGGCUAUGUUGGUAUUUUAAAUAUAGAACAUGGUAAUAAGACAUGAGCAGGAAUGUGAGAAUUUCAGGUGGCUGUGCUUACUACAGCAGUUCUCUGGUUGUGGUGUGAGUGUACACCUGAUUUGUUCACCGCGGUGCUGUGCUUAUGGAAAUCCGUACUUAAUGGAUAGAUGUAAUGAAUACAGCUUUUAAGCCAACAGCAGUGUCAGCUUUAAAAGCACCAGCAUGCACAGAGACAAUUGUUUUGUGACAUGUAAUGGAACGAGCCCCUACCUGGUCCUGGGAGAUUGUUUUUUAUGUGCUGAUGAAUGCAGUAUAAAAGUGCUUUUUCUGCUUUUUCUUUUAUGUAGAUCUGUUAAUACAGUCAAAAUGGGAGGGCUCUCCUCUACACAAGCAUGAGGAUGGCCCCAGGCACAGGAAGCAGAUGCGGGCUUGGGGUAUCUUUUCUGCGAAAAACCAGUGUUUUUAGAAGCCUGAGUUUUAGAGAAACCUAGCAGAGUCAUAAGGCACCUGUGGAAGGGGAAGAUCUGUUUAACAACAAUAAUCACAGCUGAACAGGCUUUGUUCAACCAUUCAUCCUGGCUCUGAGGCUGAAUAAUAGACUAUUUGUGGGAAUCACCCGUGAACAUUUAUCUCAAAGCCACUGCAUAGACUAAGGGUGCAUUUAGUCCAGAUAGAUUUUAAUUCAGGCCCC
This is a messenger RNA of Gallus gallus (chicken), 2524 nucleotides long. RefSeq names its product transmembrane protein 272 (gene TMEM272). The transcript has 4 exons. Bases 390 to 938 code for a protein of 182 amino acids. The record is from RefSeq and is a predicted model, not a curated record. Lineage: Eukaryota; Metazoa; Chordata; Aves; Galliformes; Phasianidae.